Messenger RNA from Ornithodoros turicata, 420 nucleotides. RefSeq lists its product as uncharacterized. The record is from RefSeq and is a predicted model, not a curated record. The coding region runs from base 1 to 420 and encodes 139 amino acids. The transcript has a single exon. NCBI's taxonomy places the organism in Eukaryota, Metazoa, Arthropoda, Arachnida, Ixodida, Argasidae.
AUGACCAAAACAACUAAAGAGGAAUCUGUGGAGAAGAUCAAGCACAUGACGAAGCCCUACGAUGUACACUCCCUGCGUGUGUUCCUUGGACUGGCUGGCCACUUUCGUGCGUUCGUCCAGGAUUACGCCGCAAGAACAAGAAGUCUAACGGCUUUACUUCGCAAGGACGUUCGCUUCCACUGGACUACGCAAUGCGAAGCUGCUUAUCAAGACAUUCUUGCAGCAAUCACUUCCAACCCCAUCUUGACACUACCGGAUUUCAAGUUGCCAUUUGAGCUGCGUACCGAUGCCUCCCACUUUGGAACGGGCGCUGUAUUAUACCAGCGUGACGUGAUGAAAUCCGCCGCCCAACAAAUGACAGCUAUAAGGUACUACUCAUACACCUUCAACGACACGGAACUCAAUUAUAGUACAACAUAG